CUUUCAAUUUGGCAAUCUUCAAAAGGGAGUCAAUAUGGCGCGUUUUAGGGCCCAACACCUGGCUCUGCUUUGUCUCAUUUUUUUACCCUCGUUGAGUUACGGAAACCUCGUAGUUGAGAAAGUAUCUCGCAAACACAACACAGACAAGGUUAGAAGUAACACCCCAAGAAGAAUAAACUCUUCGAGGUCUCUUAACCUGCAGAGGAAGUCUAAGGAAACAGGUGAAACAGUGAAAGGAACACGAAAGAAUUUUAGCCCUUUCAUUUCUAGCUACGAAGGAUCGCACUUUUCUGAAGCUCCGUUACCGAUUCACAUCGAGCAUCUCAAAGACUACCCAGUUCCUGUUGCAGUCAAAAAGGAAACUUCUGAACAUAUUUUACACGUGCACAUCCAUGACAAAAAUCCUUGCAAAAAUGGCGGAUUACUUUCUAAAGACGUAGCAGGAAGUUAUCGCUGUAUUUGCCCACCUCCGUUUGCUGGAGCCACUUGUGAAAUACAACAGUAUUGUUUCUCUGGACCAUGCAAAAAUGGAGGCAAGUGCCUAGAGAUCAACAAUGGUUAUAAAUGCACAUGCCUCACAGGCUUCACUGGUGAUGAUUGUGAAGAGAAAACUUACUGUUCCCCCAACCCCUGUGAACAUGGAGGUACAUGUGUUGAGACCCUCCAAGGCUACAAAUGCGUUUGUCAGGACGGUUACCAGGGGGAAGAUUGUAAAGGUACUGAUGCUUGUUGGCCUAACCCUUGUCAACAUGGUGGAAGCUGUGAAAGCAUAAAUGGUUCCCCACGCUGUCUGUGUCAACCGCAAUAUCAUGGAACUUACUGUCAUGAGAGAUAUAUCUGCUAUGUGAAUCCUUGUCAUAAUAGAGGAAGAUGCGUAGAGAAUCCUUUGGCCCCCUGUCUUUGUCAAAACGGAUACGUAGGAAAAUACUGCGCUGAUCACGUGUGUCGACCUAAUCCAUGCCUACACAGAGGCACUUGCAGAGUGGUAGACCAUCCUCUAGGGUCCAGAAACAACAGAUGGAAAUAUCACUGUACCUGUCCAGAGUGGUAUCGAGGGCAUAUUUGUCAUAUUCCUCAUCCGUGCAUUCGUCAACCUUGCUUAAACGGGGGCACCUGCGUGGAUCCCUUCAAUUCCAAGGAAGAGAACGAAGAUCAACCUGUUUAUGAUGUAGCGCUUCCUUGGUCGCACUUACACUUCCACUGCCACUGUCCGCCUGGUUUCAUUGGAUCUAGAUGCGAAACUGAUGUUUGUUCGUUGUGCCAUCAUUUUGCUGAAUGUAUUGACCAUCAUUGUGUCUGCAAGCGUGGCUACAUCGGAGACGGAAAUUAUUGUAAAAAGCCAACAAAUAGAUGUCAUCCUAAUCCUUGUCUUAAUCAAGGAACGUGCUCUGAACGACAGGACGGUAGUUACGACUGUGAGUGCGUCCCAGGAUAUUGUGGACUUCAUUGCAAAGAUAUAUGUGAACCAUGUUUGUUACGGCCAUGUUUAAAUGGAGGGGAAUGCAUUCCAAAGGGAGAGAAACGCAUAUGCAUUUGCAAACCGCCUUACCUUCCACCUGACUGUAAUGGGACUGUUGUUAAUCGAUGUAUUCCAAAUCCUUGCAAAAAUGGUGCGAAGUGUAGGUUUUUGCCUGAGAAAGAUGACUACAUUUGUGAUUGCCUUGGUAAAUUCUCUGGAAAGGAUUGCACCAAUUGCGACUGUCCUAAGGCGAAACCACGACCAGAUGGGAAAGAAGUAAUUGACGCUGAAUGCGACGAUGUCGGGGAAUGUUUUUGUCCACCUGUUGCUGAUGUUGAUAAAGUCACAUUUACGGAAGGUGGCUGUGUUCUUGGAGGUCAAACCUUUUGCUUUAGUGCGCCAUGCAGGAACGGAGGAACAUGCGUGGAUACUUUGGCUGGAUUCAGAUGUGAUUGCGUUUCUCCAUUUUACGGAACUUUUUGUGAAUGCACUUCCUGUUUAUGUGUUAAGCCUUGUAAGAAUGGCGCUACUUGCGUAGACAUCGCAACGAGACAAUACAAGUGUACCUGCCCGCCCGGUUACACAGGACCUGACUGCUCAGCUCCAGUGACACCAACAGAAAAGCACUGUAGGAAUGUCAACUGCCAGCAUGGAGGCACUUGUGUAGAGCGUCUAAAUGGGUACGAUUGUAUCUGCACACCACAGUACACAGGACCCCACUGUGGAGUCGACAAGUGCGCCAAUUGUCAUGAGGAUGCAGAAUGUGUCUAUGGACGUUGACGCUGUAGAGAGGGUUACGUUGGGACUGGAUAUGUGUGCGUGAAAGAUAAGGAUAAAGAAUGUGGUAUCUGCCCUGUUCAUCACCACUGUGCACAGGGAGUCUGUGUUUGUAUUCCCGGGUUCAUUUGUCAAGAUAAUGGGCGUUAGAGACGCUUUAUAACCUAUUGUUGGAAAUUAUUCAAUUGCAUGCAUGUAUGUUACUUCAAAGACUACCAACGUGACACAGUCAUUAUAACGAAACUUAAUUAAUAGUAAAAAUGAAAAUGUCCUUGAUUGUGAUUGGUUUAAAAAAGCUCCCCUUUUUCAGCAUCAGACAGUUUUUUAUCGGCCAGUUUAAUAAGCCAAUCAUAUUCCAAGUUGUAGUUUAAAUCAACAAAUCGCAUUCAAAGCUUUUGUUUAAAUCAACCAAUCACAACCUGGGUUUCUUUUAAUGCAAUUUUUUUUCCUCUCUUUCAUAAAUUGGCUAUUCUUCCUUACUCGGAAAUUAUAAUUUUUAUGAUUAAUUGGUAAUAAGACUUCGUGUCGUCCAAUUCGGUCUGUAGCAAAAUCGUACGACCUCGCAGCGGGAGUCCGAUUUGUUUAUCACUCAAUCCCAUUGCUAUUACUUAACUGUAUUGUAUGAUCUAAAAAAUAAAUAAAUAAAUAAGGAAUUCCUUUGAAACCAAUUAAAGAGAAAGAAAAAGCCCGUUUAUUUGUAGCUGGCCUAAUUGAUCACCUGAACCAGGUCUAGCUUCCGUGGCAACGUCUCUUUCAUUGUAUGCAGCACAUGGCUUAUAAACAAUAUCUACAUGGUUUCUAAGAUCCCGGUAAAUGGUAAAUGGUAAAUUGUAACGUAACCUCGCGUUGUACCAGCUUUGUGUUUAGUUUAUUGUAAAUAGCCAGCUAUGUUGCUUUAUAAUGACAAUAAAAUCGUGCGCUUCUUGCAAAGUGCACGCAAAGAACUAU
This is a messenger RNA of Stylophora pistillata, 3184 nucleotides long. RefSeq lists its product as uncharacterized. The record is from RefSeq and is a predicted model, not a curated record. Lineage: Eukaryota; Metazoa; Cnidaria; Anthozoa; Scleractinia; Pocilloporidae. Gene Ontology annotation, cellular component: plasma membrane; protein-containing complex. Gene Ontology annotation, biological process: heterophilic cell-cell adhesion; establishment or maintenance of epithelial cell apical/basal polarity. Gene Ontology annotation, molecular function: calcium ion binding.